UCCCUUUUCCUUGAUUUUGCAGGUUAUGUAAUCCCCACCACAGCAAACUGUAGUUGGUUGUUUGGUGCUUUUUGGUUUAACAUGGCUCAAUUUGUCACUUCCGUUUUCAUGCUGAUGACUUACACUGUGUCAGGAAGAAACUUUGAUCGAGAGAGGCCGAGUUGUUACCAUCCAGUGCCCAGGAAACUCAACUUUGGUGUUAAAACUGCAGCUCGUCCUCAUGAACUCCUGAACCUCUUUCAGAUGCCAAAGUCCUGGGACUGGAGGAAUGUCGACGGCAUCAACUAUGCCAGCAACACUCGCAACCAGCAUAUCCCUCAGUACUGCGGCUCCUGCUGGGCUCACGGCAGCACCAGUGCCAUGGCAGAUCGAAUCAACAUCAAGCGGAAAGGAGUUUGGCCAUCUGCUUAUCUCUCUGUCCAACAUGUGGUUGACUGUGCUGGGUCCGGCACCUGUCACGGAGGGGAUCACAGAGGUGUUUGGGAGUACGCCCACAGACAUGGCAUCCCUGAUGAAACCUGCAACAACUACCAAGCGAUUGACCAAAAAUGCGAGCUGUUCAAUGCCUGUGGGACUUGCGCAACUUUUGGGAUGUGCAACUUUGUGCAGAACUACACACUGUGGAAAGUCGGUGACUUUGGCGCCAUAAAUGGCCGUGAAGCUAUGAUGGCAGAAAUCUUCACUGGUGGGCCAAUCAGUUGUGGAAUCAUGGCCACUGAGAAAUUUCAGUCAUACACCGGGGGUCUUUACUCUGAGUAUGUGGAGUCGACAAAAUUAAACCACAUUGUGUCAGUAGCAGGAUGGGGAGUAGAAAAUGGCACAGAGUACUGGAUUGUUCGCAACUCUGCGGGAGAGCCAUGGGGUGAGAGAGGCUGGCUCAGGAUUGUGACGAGCGCUUACAAAGGAGGAAGUGGAAGCAAAUACAAUCUUGGCCUUGAGGAAGACUGCAUGUAUGGAGAUAUGAUUGUACCUAACUGUUACCUGUAAAAAAAUAAUGAUCAUAACGACACAUCAGAAAUCCAACCUUUGUAUCCUUUCGUUUUCUUUCCCUAAUGUCGGUACUGGCUCUGCUGAAAGCCUCAAUGAUGGAGUCAUUUGCACCAAGUUGAUGUCACAGCAUGUUAAAGAACUUUUGGUGUUUGCUUCAAUCCAUUAUAUUUGAACUUCCUGCUAUGGACUGGUGUAUUUAUUCUAUUGAAUGUAAUCCCUUAAGGUUUAAAUACUUGAUGUUGGCCCAAUCAUGGUAAAGAAUUGG
Molecule: messenger RNA, 1255 nt
Organism: Labrus mixtus (cuckoo wrasse)
Lineage: Eukaryota; Metazoa; Chordata; Actinopteri; Labriformes; Labridae
Product: cathepsin Z-like
Exons: 6
Coding region: 82-987 (301 amino acids)
Cellular component (GO): lysosome
Molecular function (GO): cysteine-type endopeptidase activity
Source: RefSeq, a predicted model, not a curated record